Hippocampus zosterae (dwarf seahorse) is the source of this 4192-nucleotide messenger RNA. RefSeq names its product guanine nucleotide binding protein (G protein), beta polypeptide 3a (gene gnb3a). Bases 2288 to 3310 code for a protein of 340 amino acids. Gene Ontology annotation, cellular component: cytoplasm; heterotrimeric G-protein complex. The record is from RefSeq and is a predicted model, not a curated record. Gene Ontology annotation, biological process: G protein-coupled receptor signaling pathway. Gene Ontology annotation, molecular function: signaling receptor complex adaptor activity; protein binding. Lineage: Eukaryota; Metazoa; Chordata; Actinopteri; Syngnathiformes; Syngnathidae. The transcript is spliced from 9 exons.
UAUUUUUGAUUUUAUUGAAUUGACUUUUACUGAUGAUAAUUUGGUCAACGUGUAUCAGAGGUCCGUUCGCUGGUCACUGCAAAUGGAAUGAAGUCGGGCGUAGGGCCCCCAACUCCCGAUUCAUUUCAUCAUCGAGUGAUCUGAUGAUUAUUUUGUCGAUGAAUCGAAUUGACAAAAGCAUUUUCACGUCUUUCCUUUUAUCCAAAAACGGGACGAGAUUUCAAUUUGACAGUUAGUGAAAAUGCACAAGCAAGAAAAAAAAAAUGGUAAAACCAAGAAUCAAAAUUCACCGAGCACGAUUUUCACUCGUGUGUCAGACAACUCAUCUCGCUCACCCCCACUCUCAAACCCCAUCACGCCCCCCCCCAUCCCCAUUGGUGUCAUCCCCUCCCUCCCGUCUCUUAUCCACAUGCAAAGAGCAGUCAGUAAUCGGAUGAGAGCAGAUUUGAUUCAAAAAGCCCCCCCCCCCACCCCUUUAAAAAUCUCCACCGAUGACACGAUUUAAAACUCACUCUAUCGACUCCCCUUUUCGACCCGACCGCCACCCGUGAGUGAUGGCUAAUGCGCUUCACCUUCGAGCACAAGCCAUCCUGUGCCAGCAGCCAUUUUAUUACAUGAAACAACGACAGUCCGAGACUUUUACGCCUGGAAUAACGCAUGAAAACAGCCACCCAUCAAUCGUCGCUGUCAUUUCCAUUUUAACAGCCUCAUUCUUCCACGACCGGCUCUCCAGAUGGCUCAAAAAAAAAAAAAAAAACCAUGACAGACAAAACUUGCCCUUGGCCUCCUCUCCAUUUCACUUUAGACAAAUGAGAGGCAAAUCCGUCAGCUCGUGUGUCGUCUGAUUCAAAUCGUGAGAGAAAGUGCAAGUGGAAACUGAUGACCAGAUAUCGAAGCAAUUUUCUCCAAUGAAAUGAAUAGACGGGCGGGUCGGGUGUUCGAGUGGUUAGCGCGUCGACCUCACAGUGCAGAGGUCGUGGGUUCGAUCCCGGCUCCGGCAUCCCUGUGUGGAGUUUGCAUGUUCUCCUUGGGUUUUCUCUGGGUACUCUGGUUUCCUCCCACAGUCCAAAAACAUGCAUGGCAGGUUGAUAGAACGCUCUAAAUUGUCCCCCCACCUAAAUGCCCGAAGACAGCUGGGAUAGGCUCCGCCCCCCCCCCCCCCCCCGCGACCCUUGUGAGGAUAAAGCGGAUCGAAAAAUGGAUGGAUGAAAUGAAUUGACGCGACAUGAAUCCAGACUCUCAGAAGAACAACACAAUUCAUUUAAGGACGUUUUUAAAAUCAAGAAUUUAGCACCGCACUGGAUGGUAAAAUAUGAAAGAGAACGGAAAGAAAUAAACUGGUUGUGUCAAGUGGAAUGACUGGAUGCAAGUGUUUCUGUGUUGGAAGUGUGCCUUUAAGGGGUGUGGCCUAGGCAGUGACAUCAGGAGCCAGUGACUCUGCGUGUGAGCGUCUGGGCGUGAGCUGUGGUCGACAGCAGCUCUUUACAAAUGAUUUAUUUAUUUAUUUUGUACAAGCUAAGCUGAAGAAAAUCUUUCAAUCAAAAAUAGGGGGUGGAGGGGUGUUACAAAAAUACAAUCAGAAUUUGUAUUUUUGUAAACCCCGCCUCCAAAGAAAGAAGAAAAAAUUGUUUUAAAGCCCAAGUGUAAUUUUGGCUCCAAAAUGGCGCUCCAGGGUGACAUUUCUCCCACUCAAUGAUUUUGUCCAUUAGACGAUGAACUGGCUCUUUUAAUCAUGAAAUGACCAAAUUCAAUUACAAUCAACAAUUUGGAUGCUUGAACACACACACACACACACACACACACACGCACACACACACAAACCUCUCGUUCCCUCCCAAUACUUGCACGUGAUGACAUUCUGACAGGACGUACUGGUUUGUGUGUACAUACAGGGCGAAUCAUCUGAAAAGCAAAUAGCUUUACUGUUAAGGGCUCGCUCGAAUAUUCAUACACUCCUGCAUGAGCUCGAGGGAUGUGUGCGUGAGAGGGUGUGAGGGGGUGGGGGGGACUGUGUGCGCGUGCGCCCCCAGUUUCCGUGUGUUUAAUGAAGUUUGCAAAGCAGACGAGAGCCCAGUUUGACUUGCAAAAACGUUACUCCCCGGCGAAGCCGCAGCCUGCCGCAGGUCAAGCUCGGCGUUGGGGGUUUUCGGCACACCACCGGACGGAAGCGUGUGAUUGUUAUACUCGGGCGCAGAUACUGAACUGUGUUGUCUUUUCUUGACGGGGGCUGUGUGGGGGGCCUUCUCAGCUCUCCCACCGUCGCUGACCGUGCCUGCCGAGCAUCGCCAUGGGUGAAAUGGAGCAAUUGCGAAAGGAGGCAGACAGCCUCAAGGACCAGAUUACCGCGGCGCGUAAGUCCAUGCAGGAUACAACCCUGCAGGAGGCCGUGGCCAGCAUCAACGUGGUGGGCCGCGUCCAAAUGAAGACCAGGAAAACACUGAGGGGCCACCUCGCCAAGAUCUACGCAAUGCAUUGGUCCACUGACUCCAAGCUGUGCGUGAGUGCCUCACAAGAUGGGAAGCUCAUCGUGUGGGACAGCAUCACAACCAACAAGGUGAACGCCAUCCCCCUCAAAUCAUCUUGGGUGAUGACGUGCGCCUACGCCCCAUCGGGGAACCUGGUGGCGUGCGGGGGCCUGGACAACAUGUGCUCCAUCUACAACCUCAAGGGCAAGGACGGCAAUGUCAAAGUCAUGCGCGAGUUGGCGGCGCACACAGGUUACCUGUCAUGCUGCCGUUUCCUCAGCGACAGCGAGAUCAUCACCAGCUCUGGAGACUGCACUUGCGUGCUAUGGGACAUUGAGACCGGCACCCAGAAGACCAUCUUCGCAGGCCACCAGGGAGAUUGCAUGUCCUUGGCCGUCUCCCCGGACUUCAAGUUCUUCAUCUCAGGCGCGUGCGACUUCACGGCCAAGCUGUGGGACAUCCGCGAGGGCAACUGCAGACAAACCUUCGGUGGCCACGAGAGCGACCUGAACGCCAUCGGGUUCUUCCCCAACGGCAACGCGGUCAUCACGGGCUCCGACGACGCCACCUGUAAGCUGUACGACCUGAGGGCCGACCAGGAGCUCAUCACCUACCAGGACUCCAGCAUCAUGUGCGGCGUCACCUCGCUGGCGCCCUCCCUGUCGGGACGCCUCAUCCUGGCCGGAUACGACGACUUCAACGUCAACAUUUGGGACGCGCUCAAAGCCGAGAGAGCGGGAGUGCUGGCCGGCCACGACAACCGAGUGAGCUGCAUCGGCGUCUCCUCCGACGGAAUGGCGUGCUGCACGGGAUCGUGGGACAGCUUUCUCAAGAUUUGGAACUGAGGGCUCACAGUCGGCUUUGGGAUCUAUUUGGGGGGGUGGGGGGGGUUUGCCCGGAGGGUCGCUGUAUUUAUUUGUGCCAAUUUUUAAAAGUUGGGUUUGCUAAUGUGAAUGAAUAUUCCUCUCUAGUUCAUUAUUACGUACUGUAGUGAUCCGGCACACUUGGCCGCUGCGGUCGAGCGGUCGCCCGACGGAAGCACGCUGGAUGGUCAUCGGUCAUGUAAGGGUGGAUUGUAUGCCGUGUUUUAUAUCAAGCAAACUUUUUUUUUUGGUUGUUAGUUUUUUUUUCCGUCACAGGCUUACGUUGACUCGCUUUUCUAAAUAGAAUCGAACGCCCUGCUUUAGAGGUUUUUGUGUUUGUGUUGACAUUAUCUUGUUUCUAACCCCUUCAUAAAAACGCGAUAGACAGCCGACAGAUGGGACAACAAAAGGUGGUUCACGAAGCACUUCCAAACAACAACCCAUUUGUCUCAGGAUCUACGAAUGAAUGCCAUUCGUGUGCACCCGAGCACUACUUUGUGGAAUUAGUGAGAGAGUAAAUACUAGUCGACCAUUUCCUCCGUCAGGCAAAAGUCUAGAAAGGUACAGUAGUUUACAGGUUGCCAGGUUUUCUUAUUCGGGUUUCACCACAUCAGGAAAUGUUUCGCAUAGCUUUCUAAACGGACUGUCAAAUAAAAAAAAAAAUGGGAUUCUAUUUGUUUUCUGUGAUCAUUUUACAGGAUGCUGUGUCACAUUUUUUUUAAAAAGAACACUCUCAGAGGCAAAAACAAAUGCAUAGCAGUUAAUUUUAUUCAAAAUUUUUAGAACUGACAAAACGGGACAAGAAAAACAAUACACGGUGGUCGUAAAAGGCAGGAAAAAAGUACAAGCUGUGCACAUAAAAAC